This is a messenger RNA of Cheilinus undulatus (humphead wrasse), 10403 nucleotides long. It is a transcript of the gene letm1, whose product is annotated as leucine zipper-EF-hand containing transmembrane protein 1. Gene Ontology annotation, cellular component: mitochondrial inner membrane. Gene Ontology annotation, biological process: intracellular monoatomic cation homeostasis. Gene Ontology annotation, molecular function: calcium ion binding; ribosome binding. The coding region runs from base 727 to 3198 and encodes 823 amino acids. The transcript is spliced from 17 exons. The record is from RefSeq and is a predicted model, not a curated record. Lineage: Eukaryota; Metazoa; Chordata; Actinopteri; Labriformes; Labridae.
ACAUGACUAUCCUUGAAUGUGCAUGGCUGUCAAACACUUUCAGGUACAGUGGAGGUCCCCGGUCUCUGGCACUUGUAUUUUGGGGGUUGCGGGCUGAAAAGGUUGAGAACCACUGCUUUAUGGGAUUGUAUAGACUGAUCUCCCUCAUAAAUGAUAGGAUUGAUACUGGCAGCCAUAAAAUGUGACCACUGGGUCAUUCUUACUUGCUUCUAUAUUCUAUAUUUGCAAAAAAUCAGCACUCAGUUUACUUUCAUAGUUGAUGAGGAGAAAAACAGAAGCUAUUCGUACAUUUUCUGCAGGAAAAUUGACUGAAAUUCAUUUAAGUGGAUUUUAUUGGGUGUAAAAACAACAUGUGAUAAACACUGAUGUAGUACCAUAGGUGACAAGUUCAGUGUUUCUCUAAUUAUAUUGCCUUACAUUUUCCAAAUGAUUUUAUACUUAUCUGGAGACAGGAUUAUGCUGUCUUUUUUGUAGUAUUUAUCAUAUUACAGUACUUUGAACAUCCAGCCCUGUGUUAAUUGAAGACAGUCUAGUUUUUGAAUGUGCUUUAAAUAGAUUAACUAAAUAAAAGCUUAGCAACCAGAAAAACAGCUUUCACUCUGACCUAAUGCGACAUGAUGUUAACUGACAGAGGUGUCAAUGUGAAACCAAAACUGUUACUCCAGGGUGUUAAAACCACAACGGAAACUGUGCAGUAGAGUGAAGCUGCCUGCACAGUCCAGGUGAAUGGUACAGUGUCAGAGGCGGUCUACUGUAUUUCCAGGCUUUUCUGAUGGUGCUACAGUUCCCGGGCCGCUGGGCCACAAAGGUUACUCUGUUCCAGUAAACUCUGUGUCCUCCUGGCCGCCUCCCAGCCGCAGCUUGUCAUGUUCUACCAGGCCUUACUGGAUUCUCUCCAGCCAGCCAUGGUUUGGGAGCCUCAGCGUGGGCCCCACAGAGGGUGUCAGAAUCCUGGCCUCAAAGACAGGAAAAGUACAAGAUGGUGCCUGUUUCAACUGCACAGCGCUCAGACUCUCCAGUCAAAAGCUUGAUGGGCUCCGACUCAGUAGUGUAGUCUCUGCUUUUGGCCCUUCCCUCCCUGUAUCAGACAGCAUCAUCGGCCCCAGCCAGAGUACGGACUCACAGCGACUUUACUGCGGCUUUGUAUCGGGGGCCUCCUCUCUACCUUACUCUGCAAUCACAACGGGUCCCCAGUGGACGAUAGUGCGACCACAGGACGCCUAUGGUGUCCGGUGGAUACACACCUCCAGAAGAAGACUGGACGAUUCGAAGGUGGAGAAGUCGCUACGUUCGUUAAAGGACAAGAAGAAGAAACUGGAGGAAGGAGGGCCGGUGUACAGCCCGACUCUUGAUGCAGAGCCUGUGAGAAGGACGCUCAGGCAGCGGGUUAUAGAUGAAAUCAAGCACUACUAUCACGGCUUCAGGCUACUGUGGAUUGAUACCACUAUUGCUGGGCGAAUGUUGUGGAGGGUGCUGAAUGGACACCCGCUGUCCCGUCGCGAGAGGAGACAGUUCCUCAGAACAUGUGCAGAUGUCUUCAGACUUCUUCCCUUCCUCGUGUUCGUCAUCGUCCCCUUCAUGGAGUUCCUGCUUCCUGUAGCUCUAAAACUUUUCCCAAACAUGCUGCCGUCCACAUUCGAGACUCAGACCAAGAAGGAGGAGAGGUUGAAAACAGAGCUGAGAGUCAAACUGGAGAUGGCUAAGUUCUUGCAGGAUACCAUCGAGGAGAUCGCUCUGAGAAACAAAGCUGCCCAGGGAAACGUGACAAAGGAGUUCUCCACCUUUUUUCAGAAGAUCCGGGACUCUGGGGAGCGUCCCAGUAAUGAGCAGAUCAUAAAAUUCUCCAAACUGUUUGAGGAUGAGCUGACUCUGGACAACCUGACCCGACCUCAGCUGGUGGCUCUCUGCCGUCUCCUGGAGCUACAGUCCAUCGGGACCAACAACUUCCUCCGCUUCCAGCUCAUCAUGAAGCUGAGGGCGAUCCGAGCUGAUGACAAGCUGAUUGCUGAAGAAGGCGUGGAGAGUCUGAAUGUCAACGAGGUGCAGGCGGCUUGCCGUGUCAGAGGGAUGAGAUCUCUUGGAGUCACAGAGGAAAGACUGAGAGAGCAGCUAGGCCAGUGGUUGGAGCUUCAUCUGACUCAGCAGAUCCCCACGUCCCUGCUGCUGCUGUCCCGGGCCAUGUACCUUCCAGACACCCUCUCUCCUGCUGACCAGCUGAAGACGACUCUGCAGACGCUUCCUGAGAUGGUGACAAAGGAGGCCCAGUUGAUGGUAGCAGAGAUGGAGCUCUCUAAGGUGGACAAUAAGACCAAACUGGAGACGACGCUGCAGGAGGAGGAGGCCAUACGCCAGGACAACAAGGACAGAGAGAUGGAGAGGCUGGCAGAUGCUGCAGAGAAAGCAAGGGAGGAAGAGAUGGAACGUGAGAAAGAGCGUAUCAGAGCUGCUUCAGAGAUCCUGAAGGAUACAGCGCCUGUUAUAGAAGGAAUGAAGUUUGCACAGUGGCAGUCAUUCCUGCGCUUCCAGGGUGAGGAGAUCACCAAAGAAGAGAUUGACCUGUUGAGCGACGCGUGCACGAAGCUGAAGGAGCAGAAGAAGCUGUUGACACUGGAGAAAGAAGAGCUGGAAGAGCUGAAGGACGAUGUCCAGGAAUACAAUGAGGAUCUGGAGGAGAUAAAGAAGGAGCUUUCUAAGACCGGACAAGAGAAGGUUGUCGAGGAGUCAAAGGCGAGCCAGCGUCUGUCGAAGAGAGUGAACCGAAUGAUCGGUCGCAUCGACAAGAUCAUCCUGGAGCUGGAGAAGGACAAGGUCAUCCUGGACGGACAGAUGGACAGUGGGAGCUCUCCACCUGUUGGAUUGUUCUUUACUAAACAUAGCGAUGCCACAAGUCUGUUCUACACCUUCAGGGAGAACCUCGUCAGCAUCGACGAGCUGAUCAGCGUCAUGCGGCAGAUCCAGAACAUUCCAGAGCACAAGCUGCAGAGCAUCGCCGACGCCCUCGACGACAACAAGGAUGGGAAGAUCGACAUUGACGAUGUCAUCAAAGUGGUGGAACUGAUCGACAAGGAGGACAUCGACAUCUCCACCACUCAGGUGACGGACAUCAUGGUGAUGUUGCAGAAGGAGGAGAAGCUGAUCGAGAAGGAGAAGGCCAAAGAGAAGGCGGAAAAAGAGCAGGCAGCUACACUCAACAGCUAACUCAUUUUCCACAAAGACACAGAGCACUUGUAAGGAAAACAAACAAAAACAUACCACUGAGAAGUUUGCGGCUGGUACCUGGACACAGAAAACUCUUGUAUCAAGUUAGCAGAGUCCUGAGGUAACCACCGCCUUCUCAGAAGUGUCAUUUCACUAAAAAAUUAGCUUCUAAUAAUGUAUAAAAAAAUGAAAUGGAAGGCAUAUUGCCUACAAAGCGCACAAAACAGACAAACUCUUCUGAAUUAAUCAUGUACUAUAUGUGGAUAUUUGGAUUGUGUAAAUUAGACUAUUUAAUUUAUUAACACAGGGAACAUGAAACCAUGGUUGUUCUCCAAAUGACAGUAGGUUGAGGAGAAAAUUGAUGAAAAAAAUUAUGUUUGAGGAUAUAUAAUGAGGAGAUUUAUUGUUUAAAGUUUGAGGUGAACCGUCUUGCCUUUCCUUUCCAUUCAUGUCAUCAUCUCAGAGAAAUGAGGGAUCAUUUCUGGACUUUGCACAGUAAAAAUCACUGUCAUCACUACUAUUUCUUUUACUCUUUGAUUUUGUUUAUCCAUCCUACAUGCAUAUUGUAAAGUUACUUGUUAUUUUUUUAUGAAUUGUACUCAGACAGGGUAGCUUAUCGCUGGAUUUAGCAUGCUUAAAUGGUGGCUGCAACCAAAUAUGUAAUAAUACCGAGCAAAGUAAUUUAUCCAGUAACACAAAAUUAUGUGGAAGUUUAAGAAUUUAAAAAGCUUUAAUUCAUUCUCACAAAAAAGGCAUAACUUUACAUUCAUUAUUUCAAUGAAUAACCAAAGGUAAAGGAGAAACUGUGUUAUAGAAGUGUUGAAUGUAUGACUUAGUAACCAAGGACUGAAGCUAGAAAUACGUAUUGAUAAUUAUUAAACAUUAUUGCACUGUAAUAUAUUUUGAUUCUGUGGUUUAUAUAUUGAUAUUUCACCUCAGUUCAGCACCGCUCUUCGUAUGAUUUCCAUUUGCAUUUUUUUAGCUUUCAAUAGCACGCCAAAGUCGCACUUUGGCACAUUGAAAAAUCAAAAAUCAUCUAAAAACGUGCAGAUAAGUGUUUUCAGAGAAACAUCAGUACACUGAUUUGGUAGGGAAAAUUGUCAGUAUGGCAUAUGAUGUUUUGAAAUGUUGAGCGUAAAGUAAGAAAAGACCUUUCUUCAUGAGGUGUUCACAAAUCAGUUUGACAAUGCCUGGCUACUCAGAAGGCUGCUUUCUGUUAUUUAUAACUCUCAUAAAGAAUAUUUAAUAUUAUUUAGCAUCAACAAUUGCAAGCAUCUGCUCAGCUUUGUCACUGCUGCAUGUGCUGCAGACAGUGCUGAGAGGACUGUAAACAAUAUGUUUGGGGCACACUGCUGUGUUAUGGCACAGAUUUGUCCACAGGGGGCGCCAAAAUCAAUGUAAAUCAUUUACUCCUCACUGGAGUUUUAAGCAUAGUUUUCUGUAUUACAUCCUCUCUAAAAAGUGUUUUCUCCUCCUUUUUCUGAAAACGUUUGUUGAUAUCCAUUCAUCUGAGAUUGGAUGUUAAUAUGACAGAUAUAUUAAUCCUGCUCUAAUAAAAGAGUAUUAACUAGUUGAUAUUUAAUAGCAGUGUAGAUAAUAUCAGUGUAGGGAGACAGCAGUGACAGUUGGAUGUCUGUUUAAGGGAAUCGUAGUGGUUUAGCUGUCUAACUCUGCUUCUUGUGAACUGGUUUAGUUGGUGCACAUAGUGUUAAAAUGCAACGUGGCCUUCUCUUGACACAGAUAUUUUGGAUCAAAUACUGUAUAUUUAUUUUUGAGUGUUUUGUAAAGAUAGAUAUUCUACUAACGCUGGUGAACUUGAUGUCGUUGAUGACUGCAGAAGUGGAGAUGAUUUCAGCUGUAGAUCAAUCAGGAUGUUUGAGGCACAUUCUGAUUUUGAUUUAUUUGCGCUGUGGCGGGGAAUGUGUGCGAAGCGGAAGUGAUAAUGUCAGAUAAUAUUUGAGUCAAAUAUGAACCAUUUCAGUCAUCUCUCUCUCUGUUGACAUUACAUAAUUUAUAUUUACGCUCCAAUCUGCUUGUCCAAUGUAUUUGUUUGACUGCAUACUCCAAUCACGGCUGCACUUGAUUAAUAUUUGAUUUAAUAUUUUUUUUAAUAGUUUAACAUAUGAAGUGUAAAUAAAAAUAUGAGAAAAAGACCCUUUACAAGAUCCCAUAAAACUGAUUAUCUUAGUGUACAACAAGAGGAAGGCGACACCAGUCUAGAUGGAGGAACCAGCUUGCUGAAGUAUUAACAUAUUUGAAAUUAAUUUUUACGUAGUGUUAAGUUUCUUUUUCAAAGUUUUCUGCAGUUGCUUGCCACUAAUACUCUCCUGACCUCAUAGUUAGGGAUAUUUUUUAUGAUACACCACAUUGAUUUGCCAAUAACAAGCACCAACACUCUAUUUUAGCGGCUUUAUAAAACAUACUGCUCAUAGAUAUUGCCCUAAAGGUCAGAGAUGCAAAAUAAACCAGUGAAAUCCAGGAGGGAGGCACUGUAGCUAUUAACAGAGGAGAGGUGCAGGUGUGCGUGGGUUAAAGAAAAGAAAGAAAGGAGAAAAAGCACAAUUAACAUGGAAAUCUAGUGUACCUAAAAUAAAUAAGGCCACAUUCUGUGGGAAACAGUGGCAUAAAAAGCCCUCAGAGAAUAUUUCAAAGUGGUGCUUAAGUUGAAGAAGCUCCAUCUAAUAUGUUUAUUGAAUCCUCUCUCAGACGUGUGGACGAUUAAGAUCUCGUCCUUCUUGUAUCAGACAUCAUCUCAGCUCAGACCUGACAGGACCAGGGUUCUGCUCCGUCUGGGACCGGUCAGACUGAUGGGUGCCGGGUAAACACUCGCCCCUACAUGGUCUACAGCCAGCUCCUCUGAGGGGUUGUGUUUAGGUUAGAGACGAUCCUGUGGGACAUGGCACGCUCCCUGCAGCAUAAAUCUAGCAUCAGUGUAAACACGUCAACGAAAUAUUUUGACAGCUUCUCGAUUACACUUGGCAGGAGAGAGUGGUGUGUGUGAAAUCACGCCUUACGGGACAAACUCAGGGGAGCGGUGUGUACAUUAGCAGUGCUGCCACUGUUUCUAUGCACGGAGGGGCGAAAAGUCUGCAUGACAGGGACGUAAUCCAGGCUGGCAGAGGUCAAUUUAUGGGCUUUAGGCCUUUAAAAUGAGCAGAAUUUGAAUACAAAAGCUGAUGAGUUCAUAUAAAUUGUAGUGUUUUAUUAAAUCCCUUAGUUUUAGCAUUGGAAUCUAACUUCUGAAAUGUAAUAAGGCUUCAAACUGUCAAAUGCAUUCAACAGAUUCAUGCUGAAAUCCCUCAAUUUUGAAAUGAAAAGGCCCUUAUCAAUAUAAAUCUUUACAGAAAGCAACAUGCCAACUCUAAACACAGACUUUAAAUGAAUAAUGUUGCUUAUAUUCACAAAACUCAGACCUCUCACAUUUCUCAAACCCCUAAACAAGCCUCCAGUCGCCCGUCAUGUUAGGUCGUGAGUGUGCCUCCUCUUCUCUGCCUGCAGUAUUUGGAGUCUGUCAGAUUUCAUGUCUCACCGCUCGCAGCAGUGUUGCACUGUGUUGUUCAAGCUGCUUUCUUCUAAAACAUAAGAUAGGGUGAAGAAAGAGAUGUAAUUGGCAGGAGACGCAUUAUGACAGCAGGCAGGUAUCGCUCGUUUGUCUUUGUCGAGUCAAAUAGCAAAAUAAAGAUUAGUUUCCUGUCUUGUUUUUUCUUUUUUAGUAACUUCAUUCAGACAUUUUCAGCUACUUUCAGCUUGCUGUCAUUGCCUGUUCUCUUUUGCUGCCGUGUGAACGCACUAUUCAUUUUGGAUUCAGCAGGUUUGUGUUGAUGUUUGGACUCAGGACUCUGGUUUCAGGGGCUGAUGAUGGCCUCAGUGCGACUUAAACCGUCCAUAAAGAUUCCUCUUGAGUUUUAGGAGUGAAGUUGUGAACAAAUAUGAGAAGCAAUAUGUCAUUUAUGCAACUUGUACCUUCCUGAAUUUUCUUGAAUAUCUUUUGUGAGAUGCAACAAGUGUUGAAUUUGUUGAUGAAUAUUGUAAUAUAUGUAAAUUAGAAAAGAAAAGGUGCUGAAAGCAAAGAAACAGAGGACUAAAGAAAGUAUUGUUUGACUCUCCUCUUUAUAUAAAGCUGCUUAUUAAGGUGAUGCUUGUGGUGGGUUAUUGUACAGACUUUUCAAGGACAGAUGUUCAUGCUAUUUUUCUUUUUUAAGUAUUUUGCACUAGCGCAUUUUAUCACUAGAGGAUGCUACUUUUGUAGAAUAUAUACACGAAUAAAUGAGUUUCUCUUGAGACAGGAGAAGGGAGAAAUAGAGUCUAACAGCAGGAUCAGCAGCCUGUUUAAAGUCAGGAAAAUAUGAAGCAGGUUUAUAGUCUGUUUCUUUUUCACUUAGACCUAAAGGAGCAGCUAAGACCGCUCUCAGGUUCAUUGUAGAAGUCUGGAAGCUAAAACUAAAUUUAUCAGCAUUUAAAAUAAACACCUGUUUCUAAAAUAGUUGGGGAGUUGUGUUGAAAAUAUGAAAAACAGAUAUGUGAUGUUUAAAACACUGAAACCCAAAUAUUUAGUUGAAGACAGCACAAAGACAACUGAAAAUGAGAUUUUUUAAUGUUAUAUUCGCUUUUUUCAUUUGAAGCCAGUAUGUUUUUCAAAAAUUACAAAGCUACUUGCACAGGGGUGAAUCACCCCCCAUCUUAACCAUCUGAGACCUGUGAUAAGUAGGGUCUGAUAAGUUAGUAUUAUAACGUCAUUCAGCCGGCACUCUUAUCCAAAGUGAGGCGUGGACAGUAACAUUGGAGACAUAGGCAGAUGUUUGUGGCAUUGAGGUCCUUGCCCAAGGGUCCACACUGGAAACUGAGCGUGCCCAGGCUGAACCUCCAAUUUCCUGUAUGGCAGUCAUCAUUGUAAACCACUCAGCUGCCACAGGGAAAACAUCAGUCUCAUGUUUGACCAUAUCCUUUUAAGAGAAUUUGUUUGGAUUUUUGAAAGGAAAAUCUCUAAGAAAUAACCUAAAAAUGUCUAUGAAAAUCCUUAAACCUAUUUCAAAGUAUCCCUUAAAAGGUAGCCCAAUGUUUCUUUAAAUUUUUUAGUGAAUCUUUAUGAUAAAGCCUAAACAUUUUGAUAUAAAUGUUCCCAAAAAAUGCAUGCAAAGUCAUGAAAAAUUUUCAAGCAAAUUCCCCAAACAUCAAAGCAAAUCCAACCAAAAUUUCUCACUAACCCACCAACCAAUCAGUCAGUCUUCUUAAUCUUUGUAUAGCGCCAAAUUAUAACUGAAGUAAUCUCGACAACAGCGUUAAUCAUGAGCCUUGUUUCAGUUUUGACUAAAACCUUCCCUUACAGGGCAGGAAUGUCGAGCAGAACCAGACUUGACCAGGCAGGACCAGACGUGUUGACAGCUCUCUGUUUAAGCUGUGCUGGGGUUCGAAAGGGCUAGAAGAAGGGGUAGGGGUGAAGAAAAGCAAGAAGAGGAGAGGGACAAGAGAACCAACAAAACAACAAAUGAAAGACAAAUUUAUGGCAGUUGUGGCUUCAAACUUAUCUCCCAUUUUGUAGGAAAUUGCUGUAACUUUAUUUAUGAUGUUAGCAAUAUGUGAAAAGAAUAUGAAAAAAAAAUACAAGUACAUUCUCCAAAAUUCAAUGAAAAUGACAGAAACAUCCAAGCAUUGAAAGAAAUUCCCUGAAAUUACCAUUAAAAUUUCUUAAAAUUUUGGGUGGGCAGAUGGCCUACCAGUCUAAGGCGCUACCCAUGUGCGUGGGCGGCCUGAGUUCGAAUCCGGCCUGUGGCCCUUUACCGUAUGUCUCUCUCCUGUUUCCAACUCUAUCCAUUGUCCUCCUCUAUCGAGUAAAGACACAAAAAGCCCAAAAAUAAAUCUUAAAAUAAAAUCCUGAAAAUUUCCAAGGACAACCACUGCCCCAAAUUCCCAAUUCAAUACCCAAAAAUAUACAAAUAAAUUUCCAAAAUUCCCAAUUAAAAUGCUGGGGAAAUUCAGAGUAAUUUCAUCUAGUCUUCCAAUGAAACUUUACAAAAUAUAUGAACAUAUCCCAUCAAUGUCCACGACAAUACUUGAUCAUUUCUAAGUACAAUCCCCCAAAUAUCCUACAGCAAUUUAUCCCAACAUUUCAAGCAAAUUUCUUCAACUUCAACGGAUAUUUUGGACAAAUGUGGAAAAUAUUCUAAACGCAGAAAUUACUGCUAUGUCGUAGAAAAGCAUGCAGGAUCUUUUUUCAGUAUCCAGUCAUGUCUCUAACUUGUCAGUAUUAACUCUAAGAUAGAUUCACAGCUUUGAAGUCUUUUGUUGAAACUGUCCCAACUUUUUUAACCAUGUUGCUGGCGUCAAAUUCAAAGUAGGUCUAUAAUUUUUCAAAAAUAAAUAGAUAAAUAAAUACAUUUGGCAUGGGGUCUUCGAGUGUUUCUUUUAAUUAAAUGGUGUUUCAGUGUUUUGCAAAUUCCUACAUUCUGUUUUUUUUUUUUUUUUAUAUUUAACACAACGUCCCAGCUUUUUUGUAAGAGUGCAGCCACCAUCUUUUAGAAGAGGAAACUCGUGCUCAUUAGUUGUGUUCAGGCAGAAAGCGAAACCUUAGAAAAACAAAGCAACCGCCUAUUAGAGAUCAACCAAAAACUGUUUUUUGUAGUUUUUCCCUCCUCUCUGCCUGAUUUUUACUUCUUCUCUUAAAUGCAUAAAACCUUGAAGAGUUUUCCAUUCACCUGGAAAUGGAAGAAUGCCUUCAGCGUGUGUUUUCCCUUCUGUUUGAACACAUCAUAAAGAGUCCAUUCAGGUUGGAAAUGUUUAAAAGCCUCACGAUUCGCAGCCACUUUCAGCUAACUUAAGAUUUCAGAGGUGCUCUAGAAAGAGAAAAGUCCAGCGUUGAUCUGUUGUUAUUUUAAAGACGACAGGAUAAGACAUCAGGGAAAAGCUCUACACGAUGCAGUGUUUAAUCUCUGGGUUAUUUUUGUUUUUUAAAUCAUAUUUGAAUGAAAACAUUAGGUAUGGAUCAGUAAAUCAUAGCCAACUGGAGUUAUUAUUUGAGCUAAUUGUCUGCUUAUUUAUUCUAUUUAUUUAAUCCAAUUUUUUUUAUUCAUCUAAAUGUAGAAAAAUGACCUGAACUGGAUUUGACCUGUAUGAAAGCAUCAGUUUUCCUAUUUAGACACAAAUCAAUGUAACAAAACAUUAUUUAGAGAAAUGAAUCAGAAGUAUCGAAUAAAUUUUGGAUGAUCCUG